Messenger RNA from Uloborus diversus, 1577 nucleotides. Its product is annotated as transcription factor HES-4-A-like. Gene Ontology annotation, cellular component: nucleus. The transcript is spliced from 3 exons. Lineage: Eukaryota; Metazoa; Arthropoda; Arachnida; Araneae; Uloboridae. The record is from RefSeq and is a predicted model, not a curated record. Gene Ontology annotation, biological process: regulation of neurogenesis; anterior/posterior pattern specification; regulation of transcription by RNA polymerase II. The coding region runs from base 140 to 1000 and encodes 286 amino acids. Gene Ontology annotation, molecular function: RNA polymerase II cis-regulatory region sequence-specific DNA binding; DNA-binding transcription factor activity, RNA polymerase II-specific; protein dimerization activity.
UUCCCACACUUCAGCUUCGGCACGUGUUCAAAUCAGUCGCUCUCUCUCUCUUGCUCUCUUACCUUGUUGCCAUUGCGUUCCAGCACAGCUCGUGCAUUGGAUUCUUGUUUACCUUUUGGAAUACUACGCUUAUACCAUUAUGCCUUCCGAAAAGACGGUGACGAAAUGCAGCGAAACUCGACGGAGUACCAAACCUAUUAUGGAGAAACGUCGAAGGGCUCGUAUCAACAACAGCCUGUCAGAAUUGAAGAAUCUGAUCCUGGAUGCAUUAAAAAAAGAUAAUGCUCGCCAUUCAAAAUUGGAAAAGGCUGAUAUUUUGGAGAUGACUGUGAAACAUCUGCAGAGUCUUCAAAUGCAACAGAUGACUCCCGAUCCAUCUACCAUGGCUAAGUUCCGUUCCGGCUUUGCCGAAUGCGCCAACGAGGUCAACCGCUUCAUGGGCCGAGUGGAUGGAGUUGAUCCUACAAUCCGCCAGAGACUUCUCAACCACCUCGCCAAUUGUCUGACUGGGAUGAACAACCCUCCACCCACGCCACUCCCACCUGUCCAUGUCCAAGUUGGUGCCACCACCGCUCCAGAAUCCGAGCCCAGACUUCUCAGUGGUGUCCAACUUGUUCCUACCAGACUGCCCAGUGGAGAGAUCGCAUUCCUGUUGCCUGCUCAGGUGUCUGUUUAUGCCCCAUCCACCGUGCCUAUCAGUCCGGCCAGUUCCACCUCAUCCGUGACGUCACCCAUGUCCAUCACUUCUUCGACCUCCUCACCCAGUCCUGUUAAUGUCCUGGGAUCAUCUGGCAUCCUCAGUCCUGCCGCAAGCGACAGAUGCAGUCCAAGUCCGGUAAUGCACACUCGAGUCCACAGUCCAGUUAUGCACACCCGAGUCAAUAGUCCGGUUAUGCACACCCGAGUCCAUCCUGAGACCAUGGUUUCCCACUGUCCAGUCAUCGUGCCACAUAUGAAUCAUCACAAAGUGGAGUCCAAGGCUGUAUGGAGACCCUUCUAAAUUUAUUCAUCACCUGUUUACCAAGAGACUUUAAAUGCUGCGAACUGUUUGCUACGCAAUUACAAUUGAACAAUCUUCUAGCCAUUUUUCCAAUCAAAAACUUUCUCCUAGUUCCAUUACCAGCAUAUUUACCAUCGACAGUCUUCCAGGACUCAAAUUGAUCUCACGUGUAUUUAUUUUUAUCAUGCCAACUGCUGAAUGGACAUUUCAUCAUGUACUGUCAUCAAUCCCACAUUUUGUUAUUCAUAUCCUAUCCGUGGCAGAUUUUGUUCCAGACAGUUCCAACUUCAUCUACUAAAUUUUCAUUGAACUCUUGGACAUUUGGACUCAUUAUGUGAUACGCACAAUGUAAAUAAGAACUAUUUUAAGAGAUUUUAACUAUAUGUACAUGAAGUACAGAGCUUCCUUAAUGUGGACUAUUUGUCCAAAUCUAUCUGUGAUACUGAAUCCGAACCGGUGCUGUAUGGUUGCUUGAUGCGCCAUGUGUUUUGUUUAAAUUAUUGCUCGAUGUUUGAUACAUCAAUAACUAAAAAAAAUAUAGAAAUAUAUGAGUGCAAGCCAAAAGAAUAAAUCAAUA